Molecule: messenger RNA, 484 nt
Organism: Colletotrichum phormii
Lineage: Eukaryota; Fungi; Ascomycota; Sordariomycetes; Glomerellales; Glomerellaceae
Exons: 1
Coding region: 35-361 (108 amino acids)
Source: RefSeq, a predicted model, not a curated record
GAUGUAGGCCAAGGUUUCCGGGGGCCUGGGAAACAUGAUGCUCCGGAGGAACCAGCCGGCUCGGCUUCUCCUGCGAGUCUGCGACCUUUUUUGCCUUGCCCAGAUAGUACCGCACACACGCCAAACUGAACAGCCGAGACAUUCAAAUGCCCAGAGACGAAAAGGAAGACUGACCGCCUGGCAUCUCCAUCUCUGGGGGCCAACGGGGUCCGCAUGCGUUGUUCAGACAUGCUUCUCGCCCGCAGACCGCCCCCGUCCUAGAUUCGACUCCGUUGGCAAGAUACUCCUCCGUAAAGAGCAAAGGCAACAACAGAGUUUCCGGACAGCGACAUGUGGCGCCGGCCGGUCUUCUUGGGAAUGAGAUGGCAGGCCGGGGACUAAGGAAGUAAGCGCGAGCGCGGGGGGCUUGGGGCUAUCAUCACUACGACCAUGCCAUUUGGACCAUGGGGGGCUCUUUUGGCGAUAAGGAAGAUGAGAUCAAGGU